AUGGCAGUUGCCAAACCUCAUAUGGAUCGUCGGGAGAUAGAAUACCAAUGCGGCAUUGUCAAAUCCCCCAAUCCGAUACAUCAGCAUCCGUGGCUGGUACUACUGGAGUUUUAUAGAAGAGGCAUGAAAUACAACAAGAGGUGUGGAGGCUCCCUGAUCAGCAAGCGGCACGUGGUCACAGCCGCUCACUGCGUCAGAAAAGCUAUUUCAAAGAAUGCCAGGUUAUUCGUCCGUCUGGGCGAGUACGAUAUCUCCAAGGAAGUGGAUUGUGUGGACGGCGUAUGUGCUCACUUACCGGUCAAAUUGGAAGUAGUGAAGGUUAGCGUACAUCCAGACUACAAUAAUAAGGAUCACGAUAUUGCCAUACUCACUCUUUCACACGACGCGCCAUAUACAGAAACCAUCCGUCCGAUAUGCCUGCCGUCGGGGAAUCUACGGGAGAAAAUGGUCUUUUCCGCCUCUGGCUUUGGCGAAACCAUCGACACGAGAAUGUAUAGUGACGUCAAGAAAAAUUUAAGACUCCCAUAUUGGUCACAAAGUCAGUGUCAAGAAGCAUACAGAUUCGCAGAAGCUCCUGUUCACGUGAUCUGUGCGGGUGGAGAGCAGGGCAUUGAUACUUGUAGGGGAGAUUCCGGCGGUCCUUUAGUCUGGGGGACACACCGUUUUGAACUUUGGGGUGUAACCAGUGCUGGUAAUGCGAACUGCGGCACGGAAGGCACUCCUGGCAUCUAUACUAACGUUAUUAGUCAUAUAGAUUGGAUCAAAAGUGUAGUGAAUGAAUUAAAUGAAAAAAAGUGCAAUAAUUUCUGA
Molecule: messenger RNA, 810 nt
Organism: Diatraea saccharalis (sugarcane borer)
Lineage: Eukaryota; Metazoa; Arthropoda; Insecta; Lepidoptera; Crambidae
Source: the annotation of a GenBank genome assembly